Scaptodrosophila lebanonensis is the source of this 1752-nucleotide messenger RNA. It is a transcript of the gene CSN1b, whose product is annotated as COP9 signalosome complex subunit 1b. The record is from RefSeq and is a predicted model, not a curated record. Lineage: Eukaryota; Metazoa; Arthropoda; Insecta; Diptera; Drosophilidae. The coding region runs from base 110 to 1666 and encodes 518 amino acids. Gene Ontology annotation, cellular component: COP9 signalosome. The transcript has 2 exons.
UGCAGCGAAUGCAUUGUGAAUGUGAACAUUUUAUAGAGGCAAACGAAAAACUUGCAAAACAUUAAAUAAAUAGGUAGAUAUAAAUAAAUUAGACGAAAAACAGUACAAGAUGCCUGUACUGCCCCUGCCGGCGCUGAUGCAGAACGUAGAGCCGAUGCAAGUUGAUGCCCCGCCCAACGAGGACAACGAAAACAAUGAGGAGCAACAAAUUGUUGUGGAGAACCCCACCAUCGAUCUGGAGGUAUAUGCCAAUCAGUAUAUUGGCAUAGCCCGUCUGCAUCGCUUAAUCUAUGUUGCUGAUGUCUGUCCGGUUCUAAGCUUAGAAGCGCUGAAAAUGGCCAUAACUUAUGUGCAGACAACGUACAAUGUGAGUCUUUACCAGGUUUUGCACAAGCGUCUUAGUGAUUUGCAGGCUGGCAAUGGUGGCGCCGCAGGCGAUCCACCAGCCGGCGGUGCUGCGGCAGGCGCAGCUGCGCUGCCCGACAUAGCCGCUGUACCAGCUGCAGCUCAAGGAACUGGAAACCAGAACGGCAACGGUACUGAAAAAGAUGCAUACGCCUACGACGCGGUCUGGGUGGACACCAAAAUGAAAAAAGCAGCACUGAAGCUUGAGAAACUGGACUCGGACUUAAAGAACUACAAGUCUAACUCGAUCAAAGAGAGCAUACGGCGUGGCCAUGACGAUUUGGCUGAUCAUUAUCUUAGUUGUGGCGACCUGACCAAUGCGCUUAAAUGCUACUCGCGUGCACGAGACUACUGCACUAGUGGCAAACACGUAGUGAACAUGUGCCUGAACGUUAUCAAAGUGUCUAUCUACCUCCAGAACUGGGCACAUGUAAUGAGCUAUAUUUCGAAGGCCGAAAACACGCCCGAUUUCUCUGAGGGCUCUAAGGAGGCCAAUGCGCAGGUGCAUACGCGCCUUGAAUGCGCCGCCGGUCUAGCCGAGCUGCAACUGAAGAAGUACAAGGUGGCUGCAAAACAUUUUCUGGCGGCAAACUUUGAUCACUGCGAUUUUCCCGAAAUGAUUUCCACAAGUAAUGUGGCCGUCUAUGGCGGUCUCUGCGCCUUGGCCACUUUCGACCGACAGGAACUGAAGCGCUUAGUAAUCGGCUCGACAUCUUUUAAGCUAUUCCUGGAGCUAGAGCCGCAGUUGCGCGACAUUAUUUUCAAGUUCUACGAGUCUAAGUACGCAUCUUGUCUGACACUGCUGGACGAGAUACGCGACAAUCUGCUUAUAGAUAUGUACAUAGCGCCCCAUGUGACUACUCUGUACACAAAGAUACGUAAUCGUGCACUGAUCCAGUACUUUAGCCCCUACAUGUCUGCCGACAUGCACAAAAUGGCAAUAGCCUUCAACUCGUCCGUCGGGGAUUUGGAAAACGAGGUGAUGCAGUUAAUUUUAGAUGGUCAAAUUCAGGCACGCAUUGACUCGCACAACAAGAUACUUUACGCAAAAGAGGCGGACCAGCGCAACAGCACCUUCGAGCGCGCCUUGCUGAUGGGAAAACAGUACCAGCGUCACACUCGCAUGCUCAUCUUGCGCGCAGCCAUGCUCAAGAGUCACAUCCAUGUCAAAAGCGUCUCCCGUGAAGGCGGCAGCAGCCAUGGAGCAGAACUUUGUGUGUCAGCGGGCUCGAGCACCACAGCUCCACUGGCUCGCAUUUAAAUAAGGAUACCAAUUUGAAAUAUUUUUGAGCGAAUUUUGUGCGGCAGAAUAAAGUCUACUAGCAAAGCUACCAAAUCAAAGUGAAA